This is a messenger RNA of Moneuplotes crassus, 641 nucleotides long. Lineage: Eukaryota; Ciliophora; Spirotrichea; Euplotida; Euplotidae. The record is from the annotation of a GenBank genome assembly.
CAUCAAUCAGGUUACCCGAUACAAUGUUUAAGGUAAUAACAGUCCUCAGCUUGUCUUUCCUUAUAAUGGGAGUGCAAGGCUUCGCAGGCUUUAAGUUCAGUGAUGACCCAGGAAUAGUCGUGGCUAUUAGGGAAACAGUCGUUGAGAAACUCAUGCAGACUUACUUUGAUCAGGCUGCAGAAGCGAUAAAGGAAUUCGAAAUUGAUGAUACUAUUAAGGAGAAGAACAUGAAGAUUCAUGGUAUCAGAGGUGAACUCCAGAAUUUGGAUAAGAAUAAUAUCGAAAUUAAGUUCAACCCAAAAAUCAACGGGCUCUCUGUUGUAGUCAAAGAUCCAAAAAUCAUUCUUCGUUCAAAAGUGGAGGUGAAGAAGGUAAUCAAGAUCAAGGGAAAUAUUAAGGCGACAGGCAAGUUCAAAUCGAUUAGCAUGGAUAUCUCCUUCAUCAGAGGGUUAACAGACUGGCAAUAUAUUCCAAAUGUUGAGGUCAAGAAUAUGGAUGUAAAUAUGAAUGACAAAGACUUUAAAGUCGUCUUCGAAUGUCACAAAUGUCUAAAAGACGUGAAGAACUUUGUUAUAAAGCUUUUCAGAAAGGAAAUCACUAAGAAGCAGACCAGGCUCAGUUGCACCCAUGCCAAGCUAUAA